CAUUACGCCUGCGCUAUGCCAGCCACGCCUCUCGGCCACCGUCCCCGGAAACUCUUCCUUCCUCCGCGGCCUGUGCCCACAGCUGAGGUCGUUGGAUCCCUGCCUCUCUAGGCCAGCAGGGCCUCUCCUCCAUGGUCCUGUCAACACUGUUUCGGGAACCAGCAGGUGAGGCCAGACCACGCUCGGACUCUUCGAGCCUCUAGUCUGUCACUGGGGAUGGCGGGCCAAUUCCGCAGCUACGUGUGGGACCCGUUGCUGAUCCUGUCACAGAUCGUCCUCAUGCAAGCCGUCUAUUACGGCUCGUUGGGCCUGUGGCUGGCGCUAGUGGACGGGCUAGUGCGAAGCAGCCCCUCGCUGGACCAGAUGUUCGAUGCGGAGAUCCUGGGCUUUUCCACCCCUCCAGGCCGGCUCUCCAUGAUGUCCUUUGUCCUCAACGCCCUUACCUGUGCCCUGGGCUUGCUGUACUUCGUCCGGCGAGGGAAGCAGUGUCUGGAUUUCACUGUCACUGUCCAUUUCUUUCACCUCCUGGGCUGCUGGUUCUACAGCUCCCGUUUCCCCUCGGCGCUGACCUGGUGGCUGGUCCAAGCUGUGUGCAUUGCGCUCAUGGCUGUCAUCGGGGAGUACCUGUGCAUGCGGACGGAGCUCAAGGAAAUCCCCCUCAACUCAGCCCCUAAAUCCAAUGUUUAGAGUUGGGCCCUUUGGAUACUCUGCUGGCACUUGGGCCCCCCCGUUACCUUGGGUUGCUCAGACUCUUCAGAUGAGGUCCAGCCCACAUCUGAGAGGAACCCUGGAAAUGUGAAAUUCUCUGUUGGUGUGGGAGAGACAGUGAGACCCUGUCAAGAAGGCAGGUAGCAGUCAGGAUGACAGCUAUCUUCUGAAGCCUUGGUAUCUGGGAGGUCAGGAAAGUGACCUCUUUAAGGGUAAUAACAGAAUUGGAACCAUGCCACUCUUGAGCCACCAUAACUGUCACCAGCCUAUUGUUUUUUAAAAGAAAAAAAUCAAGGAUACCUGAUUGGAGCAAACCACUCUUCAGAUCAUCUGUCUUACCUCCCUGGGACAGCUGUUACCUUUGCCAUAUUGCCGAACCACAGCAGUUCAUUUUGGAGAAACACUUGGUUUCCACAUCCAUAGCCACGGAAAGAAAUGUAGGUAUAAUGUAUUAGGCUGCUGUCAGGGAGAGGAUGGCAGAUGGAGGCAUCAAGCACAAGGAAAACGCACAACCUGUGUCCUGUUACAUGCAUGUGAGCGUGCAUCCAAGAACCAUGACUUUCUUCCAGAUUACUCUACUAAGUCCCCACCCUGCUGCCAGUUCUCAACAUAGCAGGCCAUAGGACCCAAAGAAGAAUCCCAGCAUCACUCCUGUUUUAACCCUCAUCAGAGAGACAAUGCCUGUUCUCUAGUAUUGACCAGGCAACCCAGCUCCCAUUGGACCUUGUUCUUUUUCCUGCCUUAUUUGAAAUUCUGUGGUGGGAAGGCAGGGAUGGGUACCCAGAGACAAGAAGCCCAACCUUCCAACCUGGGCUGGACUGCUAAUGGACUGAGGGAGAUAGGAAUUUGCUGCUAAGAUUUUUCUUUAGGGUAGAGUUUCCUCUUAUAAGGAGCUUGCAGCUGUCUUUCCUAUGUACCUAAAUACAGUAUUUUCCACG
Otolemur garnettii (small-eared galago) is the source of this 1646-nucleotide messenger RNA. It is a transcript of the gene SYS1, whose product is annotated as SYS1, golgi trafficking protein. Gene Ontology annotation, biological process: protein localization to Golgi apparatus; Golgi to plasma membrane protein transport; Golgi to endosome transport. The record is from RefSeq and is a predicted model, not a curated record. Gene Ontology annotation, cellular component: Golgi membrane; trans-Golgi network. The coding region runs from base 217 to 687 and encodes 156 amino acids. NCBI's taxonomy places the organism in Eukaryota, Metazoa, Chordata, Mammalia, Primates, Galagidae. The transcript is spliced from 4 exons.